UCAGCUGGUGGCUCCCUCCCUCCCCUCAGGACGUGUUUUCUCCCAGUUCGAGGUCAACUCCUCCCCCCUUGACCUCGCCCUUCAGGGCCCCCACCGGCAGCAUGUCCCACCUGGCGCUGUCCCACCUGGAGCCAGCCAACCGCAUCAAACAACUCUGCUCCCAGGGGAAUACGAUCGUGGUUGACGUCAAGAUUCCGCUGCGGAGGUACUUUCGGUCGGGUCAGGAGAUGGUGCGCAUGGCUAACGUUUACGCCGACGAGGGGAGUCUGGAGAACGCCUUCAUCCUCUACAUGAAGUUUAUGACGCUGUUCAUUGAGAAGAUUCGCACUCACCCGGAGUAUGCAACGCACUCAUCAGCGGACAAGACUGCCAGCAACAAACGGGUCAAGGAAAUUCUGCCGGUCGCCGAGAAAUUGAAAAGCCAGCUGAGGGAAAAAUACCAGAGAGAAUAUAACAUCACUCUUCAAGAACAUCUGAAGGCCGAGGAGGAGGACAAACAGCGACAACAACAACAACAACAAGCAGAGGAGCGGAGACGGAGGAAACUGCUCCAGGAUUCACAGCGGAGGAGGGAGGAGGAGGAGGAGGAGGAGGCGGAAGAGAGGCGGAUACAGGAGCUUCAGGAACUGUCCCUCCACUCGAACCGGAGGAGGUACGGGGGGGAGGGGGAGGAGGAGGCCCCUCCACCCCCCUACGAUGCCCUGGGGAGUGUCUCGUACCCCAUAGCUGAGUUGGCGUCCCCCUCGGCACCCCCGCCCCCCCGGUACUCCCCCACCCUACCCUCCGUGUCACCCUACGUCCCCUCGCGUGACCUCAAGCCUGUGUCUCCAGGAGUGCCGCAGGUGGACCGGAGCAGCAAGCCAGUGUCGCUGCUUGGUGCCAGGAGCGGGGGCCUGCGUGAGGUGCGGGUGCCGGCCCAGCUUAUGCCCAAUUUCAUGUCCCUGGCGCAUAGCAACACGGCGCGGAAUGUGGAGACUUGUGGAGUGCUGGCUGGACAUAUGGCCCAAAGCAAGCUCCUCAUAACACACCUCCUGGUCCCUAAGCAGUGCGGGACAGCCGACUCUUGCACCACUCAGCAGGAGGAGGAGCUGUUUGACCACCAAGACAAGCUGGACCUCAUCACUAUUGGCUGGAUACAUACCCACCCCACCCAGACCGCCUUCCUCUCCAGCGUUGACCUCCACACCCAUUGCUCGUACCAGCUGAUGAUGCCCGAGGCCAUUGCUAUCGUGUGUGCCCCUAAGUACCAGGAGACGGGCUUCUUCACCCUCAGCCCCCACCACGGCCUGCCCUUCAUCGCUAACUGUCAGCUGAGCGGCUUUCACCCUCACCCUAAGGAGCCGCCACUCUUCCAGAACGCCGAUCACGUCACGCUGGACAGCAACCUCGCCAUCAAAGUUAUCGAUCUCAGGGACUUGUAACCUCCUCAGCGGGACCUCUCGCCGCGACACCCCAAACAGACUGGAGGCCAACAUCACCCCCCACCCCCCUCCCC
Messenger RNA from Eriocheir sinensis (Chinese mitten crab), 1495 nucleotides. RefSeq names its product STAM-binding protein-like. The transcript has 10 exons. The coding region runs from base 102 to 1421 and encodes 439 amino acids. Gene Ontology annotation, biological process: protein K63-linked deubiquitination. The record is from RefSeq and is a predicted model, not a curated record. Gene Ontology annotation, cellular component: membrane; endosome. Lineage: Eukaryota; Metazoa; Arthropoda; Malacostraca; Decapoda; Varunidae. Gene Ontology annotation, molecular function: protein binding; metal-dependent deubiquitinase activity; K63-linked deubiquitinase activity.